Molecule: messenger RNA, 3654 nt
Organism: Sardina pilchardus (European sardine)
Lineage: Eukaryota; Metazoa; Chordata; Actinopteri; Clupeiformes; Clupeidae
Gene: ikbkb
Product: inhibitor of nuclear factor kappa B kinase subunit beta
Exons: 22
Coding region: 271-2580 (769 amino acids)
Biological process (GO): peptidyl-serine phosphorylation; tumor necrosis factor-mediated signaling pathway; positive regulation of transcription by RNA polymerase II
Cellular component (GO): cytoplasm; IkappaB kinase complex
Molecular function (GO): IkappaB kinase activity; ATP binding; protein binding
Source: RefSeq, a predicted model, not a curated record
AGUUCAGUCAAGUAGCCUAGGCUAUUUGUCGGUUUCAGGAAAUGACCGAUUAUCAGGAAGUAGUUUAGAACGAGUUUUGUUAUGUUCUAAGUAGCGCGUAAUACCAACAACCACACCAGGCAUCGCAAAAUAAGGAAAUAGCUGGCAUCUUAAAGUAGGCUAUUAAAUCUUACAAUUUAUACUAAACUGUAUGUCUGAAGGUGUAGGUUAGGCUACUUCAUCGCCGUGUGAGAAAGAAAGCGGGAGGAGCUAAAAUCCAAGGGGACAGAGAUGAGUCGUGGUCCCACUCUUCAACCCCAGGCAUAUGGGUCUUGGGAGCUGAAGGAACGUUUGGGUACUGGAGGGUUCGGCAAUGUCACACGCUGGCAAAAUAAGGACACAGAGGAGCAGAUAGCCAUUAAGCAGUGUCGUCAGGAGUUGAGUACAAGGAACAAGGAACGAUGGUGUCUGGAAAUUCAGAUCAUGAAGAGGUUGGCCCAUGAGAAUGUGGUAGCAGCCAAGGAUGUUCCUGAGGCUCUGCACAAACUAGCCACCAAUGACCUGCCCUUACUCGCCAUGGAGUACUGUCAAGGAGGAGACCUCCGCAAGUACUUGAACCUUCAGGAUAACUGCUGUGGGAUGAGGGAGGGCUCCAUCCUCAUCCUACUAAGAGACAUAUCCUCUGCUUUGAUGUACCUCCACAAAAUGAGAAUUAUCCACAGAGACUUGAAGCCUGAGAACAUUGUCCUCCAGCAGGGAGAGAAGAGACUGAUCCAUAAGAUCAUUGAUCUUGGAUAUGCUAAAGAACUCGACCAGAGCAGCCUCUGUACGUCUUUCGUCGGAACACUACAGUACCUGGCUCCGGAGCUGCUAGAGCAGAGGUCUUAUUCAGCCACAGUGGACUACUGGAGCUUUGGGACGUUGGUGUUUGAGUGCAUCACAGGAUUCCGCCCUUUCCUGCCUACAUGGCAGCCUGUGCCUUGGCACACAAAGCUGCAGAUGAAGCAUGACGAUGACAUUGUGGUGUAUGAGGACCUUCAGGGAGACGUGCACUUCUCCAAACACCUGCCACACCCCAACAACGUCAACAAGUUCCUAGCACGUAAGCUGGAGUGCUGGCUGCAGAUGAUGCUGAGGUUGACUCCUGAGGCCAGGGGCCGGGAGAUCCAGGCCCAGAAGGGGCGCAAAGAAGCCCAGAAGGGGCAGAAAGACACCCAGGAGGGGAUCUCGUUCAGUGGAAGCACCUAUUGCUUCGACCAGCUGAAUCUUAUCCUAGAUCUCAAGCUGGUCCAUGUUCUGAACAUGAUCACGGCUGAGAUGCUGACCUACCCCAUCGCCCCCGAAGAGCUGGUGGCCUCCCUGCAGCAGAAGAUCCACAAGGACACCAACAUCGAGCCGGACAAUCAGGAGCUGCUGCUGGAGGCAGGCCUGGCCCUGGAGCCGCACAACGAGGCCGAGCAGUGCGCCGUCGACUACAGCACGAUAGAUGGCUCGAGGUUUGAUGUGCCCUUGGUGUUUCUCUUUGAUCGCUCCAACUGCAGCUAUGAACCUCAAUUCACCCCUCGGCAAUUACCUGACAACAUACGCCUUGUGCAGAAAGAACCGAAGCGGGUGCUGCAGUUUGGCCCUCUGAGGCGAACGUAUGGUCAAGCCUGGAACACCAUCCGCACCCUCAAGGAGGACUGGCAAAGACUGCAGCAGGGACAGAAAGCUGCCAUCAUGAGUCUGUUGCGGCACAAUGGCACGCUGUCCAAGCAGAAGAAUGAGAUGGUGUCCAUGUACCAGCGUCUGAGGGCCACGCUGGAGUUCUUCAACGCCAGCCUGCACAUAGACAUAGACAAGUACAAGGAGCAGAGGUGCACCGGCAUAGCUUCAGAAAAACUCCUCAGCGUGUGGAGAGACAUGGAGCAGACAGCACUCAACUGCAGCCAGACUGAGUUAGUAGUAAAGCUGGAGGAGGAAAUGAUGGCUCUGCAAACAGACAUUGUAGAUCUGCAGAGGCAGCCAUGGAGGAGUGGAGAAGCAUUAGAGUCCCUGGAGGUGAAGGCUAUGGAUCUAUUCAGAAGACUCAGAGAGAGACCACGAGAUCAGCGUUGCCCUGGAGACUGCCAGGAGGUGGUGAAGCUGGUGGUUCAGGCCAUCCAGUUCUACGAGAAGAAGCUCAGAGACUUCUACACACACCUGAGUAAGACGGUGUUGUGUAGGCAGCGUGUGAUGGAGUUGUUGCCGCGGGUGGAGGGGGUGGUGGAGCACAUGGCCCAGUGUGAGGAAGAGCUGCUCCGACUGCAGGAGAGGAGACAGAGGGAGCUGUGGGAGCUACUCAAGGUGGCCUGUAGUAAAGUGCGCAGUCCUGUCAGUGGUAGUCCUGAUGGGGCUCAGACACCCUUGGCAGCCCCUCUACUCCCAGACAGGCCCCCCCUCCCCAGCAGCCUCACAACGCUACCUCAACCUGAGGAAUCUCUUGUCAUGAUUGAGGAGAGCAGGACCUUUGAAAAUCGCCUGCAGAGUCUGAUGCAGGAGGCCAUUCAGGAAACAGAAGAGGACAUGCAGAUGAUGAGGGAAUGGGAGUGGCUGAAAGAUGACAGUCCCCAUACUCUCUGAUUCAGAUUGUGUGUGUGUGUGUGUGUGUGUGUGUGUGUGUGUGUGUGUGUGUGUGUGUGUGUGUGUGUGUGUGUGUGUGUGUGUGUGUGUGUGUGUGUGUGUGUGUGUGUGUGUGUGUGUGUGAGAGAGAGAGAGAGGUACAGAGAGGGAGAAAGAGAUAAGAUACUGCCACCCUGUGGAGACAGAGGGCCAGUGCAGCUGCUGCCCCCUGUAGGUGACUGGUGGAAGCGCUGCUCCUGCACCUCACCUCUCCACAUUCGGACCCCUUUUACUUUGUUUUUAUUUUUAAAAUGUGUGUUUGGGCAUCACGUCAUAAGUGAGCAGCGCUAAUACAAGUGUUAACAAGGACCUAAGUUAAAGUUGACUGAUAUUUAGCAUCAGACUCCUUUAUCCAAAGCGACUCACACUUGCAAUGGAGGGUUCUGGAAUCAAAUCUGGGUUGGCUGCUUGUUAGUCGGUGACGUUUCUCCACCAUGGCCGCAAAAGGAUGCAUUUGAUUAUGUACAUUUUGCUGUGUGAACACAUUCUGAUGCAUUCCUAAAAUUAAUCUUAUUAUGGAUGUGAGGCAGGCAACAGAAGUGGUCAGUAACAUCUCCGGAUGUACAGUACGCCUCAGAAGCUUCCUUUCUUAUUCUAUUGCUGUAAGAAUAGAUGUCAAUGUAAAUGCAGUUAGUUAAAUCUGACUAAACUGCAUUCAAAUCAGGACCACUCCUUUAAUAUGCAAUAAGGAUGUUUUAUGCUUUCUUUAAAUAUAUGUGUCUCUGUGAGGCUUAAAGACUUUAUUUCUUUUACAAUAUAUAAAGGAUUAUAGGGGAUUUAAAUUUCCGAAAAUAGAUGGAAGUUUUGAUGUGUAUUUUGGGUGUACCAUUUUAACAUUUUAAUUUCUUCUUCUUUGGAUAUAUUAUUGGAGAACAACUCAGGUGUCUGUGGGCUGUUAAAAGAUGUGUGAUGUGUGUGUUAGCAGAAUGAUGUAAAAUAAUUGUUGAGUAAUGUGAUUGUACACACCUAAAGAGCUGCUGCUCACCCACACAGAGAAGGGACUGUUUGUGUAAUAAAUGUGUUUUGGAUGAAUGA